Messenger RNA from Tinamus guttatus (white-throated tinamou), 932 nucleotides. RefSeq names its product peroxiredoxin 1 (gene PRDX1). Lineage: Eukaryota; Metazoa; Chordata; Aves; Tinamiformes; Tinamidae. Gene Ontology annotation, biological process: cellular response to stress; response to oxidative stress; removal of superoxide radicals. The record is from RefSeq and is a predicted model, not a curated record. Gene Ontology annotation, cellular component: cytosol. Gene Ontology annotation, molecular function: thioredoxin peroxidase activity.
UUGUGCCGGUGGCUGCUCGCCCUUUUGUACCAAAUCAAGAUGUCUGCAGGAAAGGCCUUCAUUGGAAAGCCAGCCCCUGACUUCACUGCCACGGCGGUAAUGCCAGAUGGGCAAUUUAAAGACAUCAAGCUCUCUGACUACAAAGGAAAAUGUGUUGUGUUCUUUUUCUACCCUCUGGACUUCACUUUUGUCUGUCCAACUGAAAUUAUUGCAUACAGUGACAGAGCUGAUGAAUUCAAGAAAAUUAACUGUGAAGUAAUUGGAGCUUCUGUUGACUCUCACUUUUGCCAUCUUGCCUGGAUCAACACUCCUAAGAAGCAAGGUGGCUUGGGUACUAUGAAAAUUCCAUUGGUUUCUGACACAAAACGUGUCAUUGCCAAAGAAUAUGGUGUCCUUAAAGAGGAUGAAGGUAUUGCAUACAGGGGUCUGUUCAUAAUUGAUGAGAAGGGGAUCUUAAGGCAGAUAACAAUCAAUGAUCUUCCCGUUGGUCGUUCUGUUGAUGAAACACUUAGACUUGUGCAGGCUUUCCAGUUUACAGAUAAGCAUGGAGAAGUGUGCCCAGCUGGCUGGAAGCCUGGCAGUGACACAAUCAAGCCUGAUGUUGAGAAAAGCAAAGAGUAUUUUGCCAAGCAGAAGUAAACUUCAGUCCAAGUGGAAACUAGUAUGCCUUACAUAAAGAGCAAGCAGCAGUUAUUGAACUCUAAAUUGUUGCAUCUGAGUGGAGGGAUCAUGCUGUAGGUAUAAACUGUAACUUUUUUACUUGAAGGAAAGCUUGUCCUGUUGACAAUGCCUUCAUAGAAAAUCGUAAUGAUCACUUUCGGUGUAUCAUCCCCCAUUGACUUCAGUGACAAUGCAGUGUAUGUGGAUAGUCAUGUGUUGCAUAUAGAGCAGUAGUAUCCUUUUGUAACUCUAUUAAACUUGUGGAAAGAGCA